This is a messenger RNA of Electrophorus electricus (electric eel), 4763 nucleotides long. RefSeq names its product spermatogenesis associated serine rich 2 (gene spats2). The record is from RefSeq and is a predicted model, not a curated record. Gene Ontology annotation, molecular function: protein binding. Lineage: Eukaryota; Metazoa; Chordata; Actinopteri; Gymnotiformes; Gymnotidae. Gene Ontology annotation, cellular component: cytoplasm.
CUGAACCACACAGGUGUGUGACGUCCAUUCAGGUGUGGUGCAGGCACUCUCUGUGCUGGUGACAUGCUGCAUCGGACGCACCUACAAGCAGCACGAGUCAAGAAGGGUGUGUGUUGGCAUAGUUUAAGUUUCUUUUCCCAAGGCUGAUGGAGGGGAAACAGAAAGCUAAGCAUGGUCCUGUUUGGCUUGUAAAAGCUGUUGCCUUGUCUUGCUGUGUUUCCUUCACGCCUGGUUUGCUGAAGGAGUAAGUGACGUGAGAAAACGGACACGUACACACACUGGAGCGUCUCUGGCUUUAGACAUUGAAAAGUUAAGUGAAGGAGUGUGCUCACUCGCUUGUGCAGUAGUAGUUUUUGCCCCUUUUUUGCCAAGAAAAUCUGUAAAACUUUGAAUGGAAAUUCCAAGACACCUCAACUCCUGAUUUAAUAAGAAUAACUGACAAGUCAGGAGACAGAAGUCCAUUUAAGAUCUUGUAGAAGUGGAUUAUGGCGAAGAAGAACAGUCACAAGGAUACAUCAGGGGUGGUGUUUGACACUCACUCCAAAAUGGUGAUGUCUCAAGGAGGAACGUUUGAGAAGAUGAAGGAAAAGAUUAAUGCGGUGAGAGCGGUGGUUCCCAAUAAAAGCAAUAACGAGAUCGCCCUGGUCCUGCAGCACUUCGAGAACUCUGUGGACCGGGCCGUGCAGGCCUUUGUGGAAGGCAGUGCAGUAGAGAUCCUGAAGGAAUGGAAUAUUACUGGUAAAAAGAAGCCCAAGAAGAAAAAGAAGCCCAAAUCACAGCCUGAAGCUCAGGCAGACCACAUCCCCUCUGAAUCAAUCCCACCUCCAGAGGUGGAGUGUGCGGGCACGGUAAAUGGUUUCCAUGCCAAUGGUUCAGCUGGUGCUGAUGGUGAGUCACUGGACUCCUUGAGUGAACAGCUAGACUCCGCCUCCCUGGAUGCAGCUGAACUUGAAUCAGAACCUGCUACAGCUGAGCUCUCUGAUACCACAGGUGGAGAGGCAGAGUCCCAGAAAAGUCUAACCCCAGCAACGAGCCCAGCCCCCCAGCAAGGCACCAAUGCUGGGUCUCGCCAAAAUCACCAGAGUUCCCGUGGCACCAAGUCUCGCCACAGACCUUCAGCUAGUUCCCAGAAUACUGCUCUGGCACCUCCCUUUCUCUAUGAUGACAGCCAGCAUUGUUCAUUUGCAGCCAGAAAAAUUGCACCGAACAUUGAUCGCUCAGUGAAAGAUCUGCAGCGAUGUACAGCAUCUCUGACACGGUAUAGAGUGGUAGUGAAGGAGGAGAUGGACUCUUCCAUCAAGAGGAUGAAGCAGACCUUUGCUGAGCUGCAGAGCUGUCUUAUGGAUAGAGAAGUGGCUCUGCUAGCUGAGAUGGAUAAAGUCAAAGCGGAAGCCAUGGCCAUCCUGGACAAGCGUCAGAAACGAGCGGAGGAGCUGAGGAGACUCACCGACAAGUCUGCCUCCAUGUCUGAGGAGCAGCUAUCUGAACUCCGUGCAGAUAUCAAGCACUUCGUGAGUGAGAGGAAAUAUGAUGAAGAUCUGGGAAAAGCUGUUAAAUUCACUUAUGAACUGGAUCCUCUGAAAGCCAGCAUCAUGGCCUUUGGGUCAGUUUAUCAUCCUCAGACGGGCUACUCCAAUCGCUCUCGCUGUAGUUCCACUUCUUCUUCUGUCACUGGCUCUGCUCCUGUGGAAGCACCACCUCCACCUCAAGCCCCAUCCCAGGCCUCGGGUUACACACCCCGCUCCAGCGUCCCUCACAAACAGGUUUUCCAGGGUAAUAGGCGUAUAUUUCAGGGUUACCAAGGUGGCCCACGGCAUAACGGGGCCUCCAACUACGACCGCAACCCCAACCGCUCCAACUACCGCUACCAUGGAGAGCCGCGUCAACAGGGUGACCGUGGCCAAGGCGAUACCACCAACUCGCAGUUCCCUAGUAGCAUGAAGGGCCCCUCCCAGUCGUCUGCAGCAGCCUAUCGGCAGGAUCGACCCGCGCAGAAUGGGUUGCCACAGAGGCAACCUCGGACCAACUGCCCCUGACAUCCUCAAAAUACCUCUUCCUUUCCUUUCGCGUCUCCCUGAGUGCCCAGUGCCCCUCCCUUCAGUCCCUGCAAACAUCCGUCUGCAUCCCUUACCCCCACACACCCGUCCCUGUCUCCAUACCCCUUAUCACUCAACUAUUUCAUAUGGAUGAAGGAUAGGACUCAAGUUUACAUUGCCCCCCCCGCCCCCCGCCCCCAAUCUUCCUCCGUCAUCUUUCAUGUUCAAUCUCCCACAUUCCUUUUUUUUUCUUUUAAAUCUCUUGCUAUCAUUUGCUUCUGUCAUCAUUAGGAUUUACCUUUUAUUUGAUUUUUGUUUGGGAGAGGAUUACAAUACAUGUUUGCUCAAAGUGGCUAAACUUCAUUGACACUUCGUGAAAAUGUUCGUUAGUCUUAAUCUCCAAGAUGUGUAGUGCACUAUUCAUGUUUCUUCUUUUCUUUAUGCUAAAAGAUUCAUAUAAUCUAUUUUUCACAUUACUUUUUUUUUGUUGUCAGUGUAGUGCAGUAUUUUCUGUGUAUCUCUUUCCUUCUUUGAGCUUUACUUUCUUAUCUUUUUAAAAUUGCAUUGUCUUUUUUUUUUUUUUUUUUCUGUAACUUUCUUAUACUUUUAAAUUUGAUAAUCUUUAGCUCUGGAGCCAUUAGAUAACACUGGCUCUGAGAUCUUUGCUAAACUGCAGUGUUGUAUGGUUAAAAAAAAAAAAAAAAAAAAAAAAAAAAGGGAAAAAAAAAAAAAAAAAAAAAAAAGAGCUUGUCCCCACAUGGACAAUGAAGGCAGAAACUCCACUGUUUGAAUCUGUAAUAUCUCAGUGCUGCUCAUCUAAUAAAUGACCUGACGGCUGAAAAGUUCUGAGGGGGACUGCCCCGUGUUCUUUUGCCUUCUGGCCAUGAUGACUUCUUGUUUCUAAGUAGACCUUUUGUGUUGUCAUGCUUGCUGAGUGCACGCUAUGCUUUGGUUGCUCCUCACCAGGAGCGCUGCACGGUGCUGCUCUUCCACCGCCCGCUCGUCCUCGAGCAUGCUACCCACAGCCUCGCUUGCCCUGCAACUUCUGCAUAAAGCCCACGAGCGGAGGCGGAGCUCUGGCCUGUAUCAACGAGCACUCAUUAAUCUUCCACAGUGGGCAUGGCAUGCAUUUAAUAUAUUUGCCUUUGAUCACAGGACAACUUCACGUUCGUCUUUUUAUGUCCGAGCAUGCAUGCAUACCUCACGAGCAUAUAUUAACUAUAUUACUAUCUCUCUCAUUGCUUCUUGACCUGUACCAAGUCAAGGGAUAUUCAGCAGAAUUUUUCCUCAGUGUAUCUUUUGGAGUUGAAGUGCAUGUCACAUUAACCUCUCUGAAGGUGCUAAAGUGAAAGGUAGGAUCCCUAUCCCCACAAUUCCACCCUUGUAUUUCCACAGUGACUGAACAAAAUCUAGUAAUAUACCUCAUAACUCAGCCACCAGGGUCUUUGCAGAGCAUGAGGGCCCUGAUUGCUUGGCUUGACUUCGAGAAGUGCAGUUCACACCUGUCGUCCUAGGACUAUUGUGCAUAGGAUGAGAUGCUCGCUGGCAGCCCCGGUGAAGCAUUUUUGUAACCAGCUGCUUAACCUCGAUUGCCCCCCCCCUAAGCCCCAAAUCAAUCAAGUCUCCCGCCAUCACUUUAGAAACUGCCUGAAGACAUUCUCCUUUCUGAUACAUGUUUAGGAUCUCUGUCUGUAGACUGUCAGUACUUCAGAGCUUAUGAGGGGUUUAAGGUCUAUUCUGUUUGGCUGCUUUUUUUUUUUUUUUUUUUUUUUUUUUUUUUUUUUUUUUUUUUUUUUUUUAAACAACCUCAGUUCCUACAUGCGUCAUCUGGUAACAUUACCACAUGCUUGGAAAAGCUGUUGCCCGUUUUGGUAACGGUGACAUGGUUGUGUAGGUCUUUUGAGCUUAGGACAGCACCUCUGCUUCCUCUUGUAGCCUCCUGCCACGCCUCCCUCAGCAGUCACAGCCAGUGAAGUGCAAAGGACUCUCACAUGACCACUGUCACCUCCUAUCUUAGAAGUAACAUGAAAUCUGCUUGUUUCUGUUUUUUGUGUGUUCAGUGCUUGAGCCAGACUGCUGAAAUUUGAUUCGGUCAUUAAGGAGGAAGUCUGCAUCACACAAUGUUCACCGUUUAAUCAUAGCUUAGUUUUCUGGUUUUUCCCAUGCAACUUUACCACCAAAGAGAUGCUUUAUUUUCUAGUUCAAAGUUAUUGCCUUUUACUGCUCUUGUUUCUAAUUUGAUGCCAUUUCCCAAGUGACUCCAAGUGGUGAUGGCGGUGAUGAUUUCUAUGACAGUUUAUACUUACCCAUACUUCCUUAGUAAGUCCUGUUUGUACAUAUGUAUCUAUAUAUUUGUUUAGGAGUCCUUACUCAAGGCCAUAUGUAUGUAGUCGUAUCAUAAGGCUAAUGGUUUACCUCCAGUUGUAAAGAGAAUUUAGUCUAAUUCUUCCCAAUGUAUAGAAAACUGUUCUUUUUGUUUUUUUCCAAGUGUGAGACAACUGUAAACUCAAGUGCCUUCUGUCAUUCUUUGCCCAUGUUGUCAUCCCCCAUCCCACCAUCUCCAAGUAUGGACCAAAGACAUUUUACAGCUCCUUCCAGACUCCGCCUCCACUCUACAUAACUCUUCCCCAGUCUGGCUACAAUACAAGCAGCAUUUGGACAAGUCCCCCCCCCUUCUCACUGAUUGGCACACUUCUCAUUUACUAUGAAUAAAAAAAUAAAUAAAUU